UAUGAAGCGUAAAAGUACAAUCGAGUCUCACUCGCUGUUUUCCUUUGGAGCGUGCAACACAUAAGUUGCACUCCACUCGUUCCAUAUAUAUUUCUUCUUCUUCCAAUUAACAAUCGCAAUACGAUGCGAGCCAUCGUUUUUACAGUUCUCAUUCUUGGAUUAAAUCUUGCUCUCUGCGUACAGUUUGGAGCUGCGCAUGAUUGUUCCAAGGUAGUCAUCGAGCCUGUGGUAGGUGAUUUUGAGCACAGCGAAGGACCUCACUGGGAUCACCAUUCUCAGAGACUCUACUUCGUUGACAUAACUGCGCAAAAGAUAUGUAAAUUCAGCCCUGCAACGAAAGAUCUCGCCUGUAUCUAUAUUGAAAAUGGUCCUGUCGGAGUAGCUGUUCCUGUUGAAGGGGAACCAAACAAACUGGUGUGCGGAACUGGUACAGACUUUGUUCUGGUCUCAUGGGACAGCGAAAGGAAUGUUUCGAGGUCUAGCCCUGAAACAUUGGCUAUUGUAGACACUGAUCGCAAUGGUACCAGAUGGAAUGAUGGAAAGGUGGACUCUUCGGGAAGGUUCUGGGGUGGUACGAUUGGUCCAGAGGUGAACGCUGUAGUUGUACCCAAUCAAGCAACAUUCUAUCGUAUCGAUUCUGAUUUGAACCCAAAGAAGGAAUUAUCUCCUGUCACAAACAGUAACGGAUUGGCUUGGAAUUUUCAGGAUGAUACGCUUUACUACAUUGAUACACCCACAAGACAAGUUGCAGCAUUCGACUUUGAGCCCAUCGAAGGAGUUAUAUCAAAUAAGAGAAUUGCGUUCGAUCUGGAGAAGAAUAAUGUUACUGGGCUGCCCGAUGGAAUGACCAUAGAUAGGGACGGAAACCUUUGGGUAGCUUUAUUCAACGGAGGUGGUGUGGCCAAUGUAAACCCUCACACUGGUCAUGUGUUGCGUAUUAUAAAGCUUCCCGUGACAGCUGUAACUAGUUGUGCUUUCGGAGGGCCCUCUUUGGAUAUUCUGUACGUAACCACAUCGAAGAGAGAUUUAACUCCAAAAGAGCAAACAGAACAACCAUACGCUGGUUAUGUUUUUGCUGUACAUGGUUUAGGAGUACAUGGUCUGAUUGCAAACUCAUUCAGAUUGUUUUUAAUGGUCACACGUAUUAUACAACCAGAAAGCAAUUUAUUAAUUAAGAAAAAUCAAACAGCAAUUCAAAAAGACAAACGGAACACAAGACGAAAAAUGGCAGAAGUAACAGUCGAACCCCUAAUAGGACCAUACAACCUUGGCGAAGGUCCACACUGGGACCCAGCGUCUCAAAAGCUGUACUUUGUUGACAUAUUCGCUCAGAAAGUGUUCAAGUACGACCCUUCGACAAAGGCUCUCACUUCGACCUACGUGGAACACGGACCUGUUGGAUUUGUUCUCCCUGUGGAUGGUGCCAGCGAUAAAGUGGUGGUAGGAUCUAGAACAGAGAUUCUGAUGCUUACGUGGGAUGGAAAGAAAGAUUCAUUGAAGUGCGAAAGUAGAAAGCUAGCUACUACGGGCACCAACCCCAAAGAGAUUAGAUGGAACGAUGGAAAAGCAGAUGCUUCUGGAAGAAUUUGGGGUGGAACGAUGGGCUAUGAGACAAAUGGAGUAUUUCCACACAAUGUCGGAGCUCUCUAUUGCGUUCACAAUGAUCUUGCGGUGAAAACGCACUUACCAUCUGUAUCUAUAAGCAACGGAAUAGCUUGGACUCCUAACGAAGACACAUUCUAUUACAUCGAUUCGUUGACCUAUCAGGUUGAAGCCUACGACUACAAUCCUCAGACAGCAACUAUAUCUAACAGGAGGACUGUCUUCGACCUCAAGAAACAUAACAUGCCUGGAAUUCCAGAUGGUAUGACUAUAGAUACAAAUGGGAAUCUUUGGGUUGCUUUGUUUGGUGGGGGCGGUGUGAUGCAAAUAAAACCGGAAACGGGUGAGUUGUUACGAUUUAUCAAGAUCAACAACGUCGAUAACAUAACCAGCGUGGCGUUCGGCGGUGCCGACUUGGACACCCUGUACGUGACGACGGCUACGGUAGGUUUGACCGAGAAACAAUUGAAAGAACAACCACACGCUGGCUACUUGUUCGCUAUAAAAGGUCUGGGCGCACGUGGUUUUCCUGCAAACUCGUUCAAGCUGGCAAAUAAAUAAAUGUAGACGAGAAUCGUAUAAAUAUCCUACAAAUGUACAAAUUUAUAAAACAUGUACCCUUACGCUAAAUCACUAAAAUAAAUUAUACAAUAUAUAAUGUACACAUACAAAUAUUUCGCACUUUGUAAUAAUUUCCUGUAAAGAAAUAAACGUUACGAAAUGAAA
Molecule: messenger RNA, 2328 nt
Organism: Hylaeus anthracinus
Lineage: Eukaryota; Metazoa; Arthropoda; Insecta; Hymenoptera; Colletidae
Exons: 12
Coding region: 124-2163 (679 amino acids)
Biological process (GO): L-ascorbic acid biosynthetic process
Molecular function (GO): gluconolactonase activity; enzyme regulator activity; calcium ion binding
Source: RefSeq, a predicted model, not a curated record